AUGGCCACUCCUCGAUAUGAGCCACUAGCUGAGAUUGGCAUAGGUGCCUAUGGGACGGUGUAUAAGGCUCGCGAUCCCCACAGUGGCCACUUCGUAGCCCUCAAGAGUGUGAGAGUCCCUAGUGGAGAAGGCACUGGAGGGGGCUUUCCUAUCAGCACAGUUCGUGAAGUGGCCUUACUGAGGCGGCUGGAGGCUUUUGAGCAUCCCAAUGUUGUCCGACUGAUGGACGUCUGUGCCACAGCCCGAACUGACCGGGAAACCAAAGUGACCCAGGUGUUUGAACAUGUGGACCAAGACCUACGGACCUAUCUAGACAAAGCACCCCUACCAGGUUUGCCAGUGGAGACUAUCAAGGUUGUUACACUCUGGUACCGAGCUCCUGAAGUUCUUCCGCAAUCUACAUAUGCAACCCCUGUGGACAUAGGGCCCCGCCCAGAGCAGUCCGUGGUGCCUGAGCUGGAGGAAUCUGGAGCACAGCUGCUGCUGGAAAUGCUGACUUUUAACCCACACAAGCGAAUUUUUGCCUUCCGGGCCCUGCAGCACUCUUAUCGACAAAAAGGAGAUGGAAAUCCGGAGUGA
Molecule: messenger RNA, 579 nt
Organism: Chrysochloris asiatica (Cape golden mole)
Lineage: Eukaryota; Metazoa; Chordata; Mammalia; Afrosoricida; Chrysochloridae
Product: cyclin-dependent kinase 4-like
Exons: 2
Coding region: 1-579 (192 amino acids)
Biological process (GO): protein phosphorylation; signal transduction; G1/S transition of mitotic cell cycle
Cellular component (GO): cyclin-dependent protein kinase holoenzyme complex; cytoplasm; nucleus
Molecular function (GO): cyclin-dependent protein serine/threonine kinase activity; cyclin binding; ATP binding
Source: RefSeq, a predicted model, not a curated record